Molecule: messenger RNA, 44376 nt
Organism: Lymnaea stagnalis (great pond snail)
Lineage: Eukaryota; Metazoa; Mollusca; Gastropoda; Lymnaeidae
Source: the annotation of a GenBank genome assembly
AAGAAGAAGAAAGAAUCAAAGCUGAACUAAAAGCUAAAGAAGAAGAAGAAAGAAUCAAAGCUGAACUAAAAGCUAAAGAAGAAGAAGAAAGAAUCAAAGCUGAACUAAAAGCUAAAGAAGAAGAAGAAAGAAUCAAAGCGGAACUAAAAGCCAACGAAGAAGAAGGCAGAAUCAAAGCUGAAUUAGAAUAUAAAAAUUCAACCAAAGAAGAUCUUGAAUCAUUCAAACUCAGUUUUGAAUCUUCACUUACUGACACUUCACUAUACCAAGAACAAACUUCUCAGUCAUUGCUAGAAGCAGUUGCCACAUCAUCCCAUCUUGACUCUCUAUCAACCACAUCAGAAACAAGUCCUGGAUUGAAAACUGUUAUUGAAAGCUCUUCCACAACUUCUCAAAGCUUUGAGAUCACCUCAGAUUCUUCCCUUGAAGGAUUUGAGUCAAUAGAAUUUGCAUCCACAUCAGAAGAAUCAACCAAAGGUUACAAGCUUGAAGUUGAAUCAUCAGUCUUAGGGUCAUCAGCUGGCCUUGAAGUCACUUCGGAAUCAGUCACAGAAGCAACAGUUUCUGCUUUCCAUCUUGAGUUUCAGUCCACCAAGGAGUCGGCCUCUGAUAUCAAAGCCGUUGUUGAAAGUUCGUUAGAGACCUCCCAGAUUUUGGAACUAGGCUCAAACGUUUCCCUUGGUGCAGUAACAGACUCCACAGUAAAAUUUCAUUCCCAUUCUGAGGAAGCUGUUGCUGGCUUGAAGUUUGACUAUCAAAGUACUACUGGGGAAUCUGUGAAGACUAAUGAGGAAGAACUAUACUCGGGCUUGAAAUUUGGUUAUCAAACAACAACAGAAGAGGAAGUCAAAUCUAAAACUGCUACUGGCUUGGAACUUGAUUAUCAAAUCACUACCGAAGAAUCAAAAAGAGAAGAAGAGCCGGUCAAAUCUAAAACUGCUACUGGCUUGGAACUUGAUUAUCAAAUCACUACCGAAGAAUCAAACAGAGAAGAAGAGCCGGUCAAGGCUGAAGCAAAAUCGACCAAUUUGAAAUUUGAUCAUCAAACUACUACUGAAGAAUCGGCUAAGACAUUUGCAGAAGAAUCAUCUACCGACAUCAAAUUCAAUUAUCAAGCAACCACAGGCCAAACAACCAAAGAGGCAGCAGCUAACUUGAUUGUUGAUCAUCAGUCUCCGACUGGGGAAACUUUUAAAGAACCAUCUGCUGAUUUGAAAUUUGAUUAUCAAUCAGCUACUGAGGAGACUACACACCUCACUGCUAAGGAGCCAUCUGUGGAUAUAACACCUGGCUCUAAAACUGCAGUAGAGGAAACACGCUUUGCUGAUUCAGAACUUGAUUAUCAAACUCAAAUCACUUCAGAACUUGAUUAUCAAACUCAAAUCACUUCAGAGGAGACUCCAGAGACAACUGGGGAAGAACAAUUAACUGAUUUAAAACUUGAUUAUCAAAUAUCUACAGAACACACCGCUAAAGAGGCACCUACUGAUUUAAAACUUGAUUAUCAAAUAUCUACAGAGCAGACUGCUAAAGAGGCACCUACUGAUUUGAAGCUUGAUUAUCAAAUAUCUACAGAACAGACUCCAAAAGAGACACCUGCUGAUUUGAAACUUGAUUAUCAAAUAUCUACAGAACAGACCACUAAAGAAACACCUACUGAUUUAAAACUUGAUUAUCAGAUAUCUACAGAACAGACUGCUAAAGAAACAGGAGUUGAUCUUAAACUUGAUUAUCAAUCUACAACAGAAGAAUCAAGUUUUCAAGUAAACGCUGACACUUCAGUGUCAGAAGAAAGUUCAUCAGAGCUUGAGGUCACUGCCCAGUUAUCACGAGAAACAACUUAUUCAUCCACUGAAUAUCAAUCUACCUUAGAAGAAACUGACAAAACUGUGACAUUUGAUUCACCAGAAUCCUCAGCUAGAAAACUUUCAGACUCAGACUAUACACUUACAUUUUCACAGAAAGAUUCUUCGGAAUCCCCUGUUCCUGAGCAAACUUCGAACGUUGGUGUUGAGGCCUCGAUCUCGCAGGCUGAACCGAAUGUGAUUAAAACAGAAGUACGCAGUGAAGCUUCAUUUCAACGUGAAGUAGUUGGUAAUCAGAGAGUUGAGGAAGAUACAGUCAAGAGAUCAGCAGAAGAGAGCAAAGAGGCAGUAAAGAGAUCAGCAGAAGAGAGCACAGAGACAGACAAGAGAUCAGCAGAAGAGAGCAAAGAGGCAGUAAAGAGAUCAGCAGAAGAGAGCAAAGAGGCAGUAAAGAGAUCAGCAGAAGAGAGCAAAGAGGCAGUAAAGAGAUCAGCAGAAGAGAGCAAAGAGGCAGUAAAGAGAUCAGCAGAAGAGAGCAAAGAGACAGACGAAGGAAAAAAAGGAUUUAGUCCACAAGUGAUCGGCACCAUGGACGACUGCGUCAUUGAGUUGGGAGAAGUCGCCAGAUUUGAUUGCCGUGUUUCCGCCUACCCAGAUCCUGAAAUUACAUGGUAAGUUUCAUGAAUAGUUGUUUUUUCUUGCUACAUUUUUCACGGCUCGCAAUUUACAACAUAAUUCAGACCAUGAAAUUGCUUGUUAAAUUUUAACUUACUGGUAUAUUUUUCAGAAGUUUCAUUUUAUUAAUCUAAAUCCUGAAGCUAUCUUUUCAUUCACUGUUAUUUUAAAUCAGAUUUAUAAUGCUUGAUUGGAAUUUAAUUUUAAGACAGUCAAAUUUGAACAGUUUUUAUCAUACCCUGCAUUAUAGAGGUAAACUACAUACUCAUUGACACCCAUAGAGACACACAUACUCAGAGACCCAAACUCACAGACAUAGAUAGUCAGAGACAGACACACAUACUUAGAAACGCCUAUAGUCAGAGACACCUAUAAUCAGAGACACAUAGUCGGAGACACACAUGCUUAGAGACAUACAUACUUAGAGACACACAUACUCAGAGACACAUGUACUUAGAGACAUACAUGGUCAGACACAUACACACACUCAGACAGACACAGUCAAACACACACAUAGUCAGAGACACAUGUGCUCAGAGACACACAUAAUCAGAGGCACAUGUCCUCAGACACACCCAUAUUUAGAGACAUACAUACUCAGAGACACAUGUACUCAGAGACACACAUACUCAGAGACACCUAUCGUCUGAGACAUCCAUGAUCAGAGACACACAUAGUGUGUUAAGUUAUAAAGCUCUGAGACAUUCAUGUAACCUGCACCAUUUUCAAUCCCUUUCAAAACAUAAGCAAUACCUUUUUUUUUUUAAAAAGUAGUGCUAUUAAAGUUGGACUUCUCUAUCACAUCACAUCAUAGAGAUCUGUAACUGGGAUGUGUACCAACUGAGAUGUGUGCCAACUGAGAUGUGUGCCAUCUCAUUCUUGUUGCUGCCACUUGCCCUAACACUGCAGCACUAUUUCUUAUAUUGUUCUCAUGCCCAUUUCUUCCAUUGCCCCACCACCAGGUAUAAGGAUGGAAACAAAGUCAUCCCCUCGGUCAAACAUGAGCUGGUCAACUUCCAUGAUGACAUCUUCUCACUGCUCAUCAAGAAAGUGGAACCAAAGGACAGCGGCCGAUACACCUGCCAUGCCAAGAAUGAGUACGGAGAAGCAAAGACGGAGGCUUUACUCAACGUUCUGGGUAAGUUGAUUCAGGUCAUACACAGAUGAGUUGUCUCAGGUCAUACUUUUGAGUUGAUACCGGGGGUCCAAUCCUGGGGAAUAAAUAUGUUUUAGGUAGCAAAAAAAGUAUAGGAAUGCCAUUCCGACACAUUCCUGCUGGAAUCGACCACUGGUUGAUAAUAUGGGCAUGAGUUGAUAACAGGGACCAUUUACAUCAAUAGACAUACAUUUGAGAACAUCUGUAUGACUGUGUCAUUAUGAGUUUAUAUUACAGCUUUAGCUUAAUGUAUGACAUUCCCAUCUUUUUCCACUGCUCAUGUUUGUCGCACAUAGAAAUAUUCACACUGUCGACCAUUGUAAGAGUAAUUUAUCUUGGUCCUUUACCGAUAUUUAUUUGGCCUCAAAAUAUUUAUUUCUUCAAAUUUCUUAGGACAUAUUUAAGAACAUUAGAGCGCUGUGAGCAUGCUAAAGUAGCAUGGAUACAAGCGCUAUAUAAUUAUUCCAUUCAAUUCAUCCCAAAUGUUUUUAAGGUCAGGAGAUUUAAGGCCAAUCUUUGACUGGUCCAUAAAUUCAUGUAUGGCCGCCAGCUAGUAGAGUCAUGUUAAAUAAAACAUGAACAAAUGUGUGAAUGAACAUAUAUAAUUAAAUUGUUUAAAGUACAAACAUUUUCAUCUGUUACCAUUUUUUAUCUUUCCAAAACAAACCAAAACAAAAAUUCACAGAUUGUUAAAUAUAUACAUUAAAUGAGCUGCCAUGUAAUUCCUAGAAAUGACUUGUCCUUGAAACGACUCGUUUGAUUUCAGAUCAAAAAGAAAAGAUAACAGACGCCCACGUUGCCCCUUGCUUCCUCACAAAGUUCUACGACAUUGAAGCGGUUGAGGGCGUCCCGGUAGAGUUUGUGUGCGUCAUCUAUGGCAACCCGGAUCCUACUGUCACCUGGCUGCUCAAUGGCAAGGAGGUGGAGAGUGGCUCAGAAAUCUUAACCAGAAGACAAGAAGACACUGUCAUGUUGGCUUUCAGGUACGGUUUUAUUUCAUCACAAGGACAUUUUUUUUGGUAAUGCUUUAUUCACAUGGGAAAAUAUUUUAUAAAAGAGUUUUCUUUAUCUCUUACCAUUUUAAAACCAAUGUUGCCUUUUAGGGUCCAGGUCAUAUUUUAGGGUCCUUGUCGUGUCAUGGGGUCCAUGUCGUAUUUUAGGGCCCGUAUGCUCAAGACUCAAAGUCAUUGUUGUGUUUCUCCUUAUUUGUUUCCCUUGAACAUCAUUUCAUUUCCCUUCUUUCUAAAUCUCUCACUGUCCCUCUUUCUUUACUUUUGUGGUACAAUGAAUAAGUGUAUGUUAAGACAUUUUUUCCAUGUUUUAUUAUGGACUUUAUAGGACAAUGUGGACUGUAAAUAUGGGACAAUGUGGAAUGUAGAUAUGGGACAAUGUGGAAUGUAGAUAUGGGACAAUGUGGAAAGUGCAGAUAUGAGACAAUGUGGAAUGUAGAUUUGGGACUUUUUUAAUCUUGUGGAUCUAUUUCCCCAAUUACUAUGAGAGUGUACUUGAUAUUGACAGCAUAUUAUUUCUCUGUAAAUAACAGGUCUGUACAAGUAGAACAUUCAGGAGAAAUCAUCUGUAAACUGAAGAAUGAUUCAGGCCAGGCCCUGUGUAAGGCGAGGCUGAAAGUCAAAGAGGAUUUGAGCAAGAAGGGGGAUCGCCCUCUGUUCUUGGAAAGACCUUCAGACAAAGAGGUCAGUGAAGGUGAAGAGGUCACGUUCGAGUGUGUCAUCUCCGGCAGCCCGGAUCCUGAUGUCACCUGGUACUUCAACGGGCGGGAACUGCACGAGUCCCGACGUAGGUCCAUGCGGCGCAAGGCUGGACAGAAAUACUCAUUGACUCUGCGAGAGGUCAUCCUGGACAAUGCUGGCGUGUACACGUGUAAGGCAGUCAAUCGUGUUGGUGAUGCCUCAUGUGCUGUGGAGCUGUCUGUCAAGGAGCCCCCAACAGAGCCAACAUAUAAAGGUCAUGGUUACGGGUAAGUGGAGAUCAUAGUUAUCUGGAUUAAAAUGAUUUUAAAUUAUCACUUUGAUUAAUGGGAGAGUAAAAACUGGAAGGCCUCUGUGCCUGUUGGUGAUGUUAAUAAACUUCAGCAGUUUUAUCAGGUAUUCUACCACUUACAAACAACAUGCACCAAUUCUCAUUUUUGAAUCUAGCUGUAGGAGUAAAGUUGGUUGACCUCUGAUCUCAAUUAAAUAAGAACACCAAGUGAAUUUUUAGAAUCAGUGAGGAAAAUUAAAAUGAAAUGGGUUCACAUCUUUUAUUAAAUAGUUUAAUGUUGUGAUUUCCAUAUGACCAGCCUGGACCAUGAUGCUCUCAAGUACUCGUUCCCUCCAACCUUCACUCGUCGCAUCCAAGACAUGCAGAGUUUGCCUGGUCGAAUGGCCAGGUUUGAGGCUAUGGUGAUUGGAGUGCCUGAGCCAGAAAUUGAAUGGUAAUUUAUGAUUUUUGUCCAUGUAUGAGCGUUGAUUUCAUUAAUAAGGGUUUGGGCCUGUAAUGAAUUCUUCUCUUUAAAAUUUCAAGUUGUUAAAUUAUCUAAAGCAGGGGUGGGCAAACUACCCCGGCGACUGAUAUUAUGCAGCCCUUGAAGAAAUAUAGAAAUUUAAAAAAUAAUUUUUUAAAAAGUUUUUUUUAAUGAAUUUUACAGAAUUUUAUGUACCAUUAUGAUUGUUUAAAAAUUUUUUAUCAACUAUCAUUCUAAUUUUCUAUUUUUAUAAACAGUCUUUGAUUUUUGUCAUGCAAGGUUAAAAUGUGAAUUUACCAAUUUUAAUGUAGAGAAAUUUUAUCGACAUGUAAAAAUUGGACAUAAUAUACAUGCAUCCCCCCAAUAGCUUUAGAUUUGUCAAUGUGGCCCUCCGCACAAAAAGUUUGCCCACCCCUGAAAUAAAGGGAAGCAAAAAUACAAAAGCCCCAAGUAUCAAAUAUAAUUGUAUAAAUGGCAAGCAAGUACUACUAAACAUCUAUCCAAGUAUUGCAAUGAACAACUCAACAUCUAUCCAAGUAUUGCAAUUAACAACUAAACAUCUAUCCAAGGAUUGCAAUUAACAACUAAACAUCUAUCCAAGGAUUGCAGUCAACAACUCAACAUCUAUCCAAGUAUUGCAGUCAACAACUAAACAUCUAUCCAAGGAUUGCAAUGAACAACUAAACAUCUAUCCAAGGAUUGCAAUGAACAACUCAACAUCUAUCCAAGUAUUGCAAUCAACAACUAAACAUCUAUCCAAGUAUUGCAAUUAACAACUAAACAUCUAUCCAAGUAUUGCAAUUAACAACUAAACAUCUAUCCAAGGAUUGCAAUCAACAACUAAACAUCUAUCCAAGUAUUGCAAUUAACAACUAAACAUCUAUCCAAGGAUUGCAAUGAACAACUAAACAUCUAUCCAAGUAUUGCAAUUAACAACUAAACAUCUAUCCAAGUAUUGCAAUGAACAACUAAACAUCUAUCCAAGGAUCGCAAUGAACAACUCAACAUCUAUCCAAGUAUUGCAAUUAACAACUAAACAUCUAUCCAAGGAUUGCAAUCAACAACUAAACAUCUAUCCAAGCAUUGCAAUUAACAACUAAACAUCUAUCCAAGGAUUGCAAUGAACAACUAAACAUCUAUCCAAGUAUUGCAAUUAACAACUAAACAUCUAUCCAAGUAUUGCAAUGAACAACUAAACAUCUAUCCAAGGAUCGCAAUGAACAACUCAACAUCUAUCCAAGUAUUGCAAUUAACAACUAAACAUCUAUCCAAGGAUUGCAAUGAACAACUCAACAUCUAUCCAAGUAUUGCAAUCAACAACUAAACAUCUAUCCAAGUAUUGCAAUUAACAACUAAACAUCUAUCCAAGGAUUGCAAUGAACAACUAAACAUCUAUCCAAGUAUUGCAAUUAACAACUAAACAUCUAUCCAAGGAUUGCAAUGAACAACUAAACAUCUAUCCAAGUAUUGCAAUUAACAACUAAACAUCUAUCCAAGUAUUGCAAUGAACAACUAAACAUCUAUCCAAGUAUUGCAAUGAACAGCUCACCCAUUUAUUUACUAUUUGUUUUGUCUGUUAGGCAAAAAGAUGGCUUCCCCCUGAAAUCUGGUCCCAAGUACAAAAUGGGUCGUGAAGGUCACACAACUAUUUUGGUGGUUGAGAACUGCGAUACAAUGGAUGAAGGGAACUACACUUGCAACAUUUACAACGAUGCAGGCAAGGCUUCCUGCUCGGCGCAGCUUAAAGUUCAAGGUCAGUCAAAGUGUAUUCUUGCUGUGCAAGCAUCUCAGAUUUUUAGUUUUGAAAAAGGAAAAGUGUAUUUUUGGAAACAGCCGGCUGUAACCAGUGUGUAAAUUAAGCUUGAUAAACAUUUUUCUUGGUAGAGUUGUGCAAAGAACAUUUAUAUUAGCAGUUCUUGUCAUUUAUGAUUUGUAUUUUCAGACGAGAGAAGUCGCCAGUCAGUACCCAGAUAUUACACUCCCAGUGUUGGUAGAGACAGUUACAGGGGCUCACCGUCCCCGGCACCCCGGAGAUCUGUUGUCAGAGAAAUCCCACUGGAAGGUCAGGACGUGCAAAAGGGGCUUUUCUUUAUUGUGUGGCUUGAAAAAUCUUCAAUUUUCUGCCAACAACACUUAGUGAAUGGUGCCAUAUCUCAUCACUGUUUAAAUAUGUUUUACUUCUUGGUUUCAAAUUUUGAAACACACUAUCAAAAUAUUUUGUAGUGAAAAGACAGUGGCCCAUUUUUUCUUGAUCACAUGAAAUUAUAUUUUAUCUUGUGAAACAAUCUAGGUGAAUUUACCUUAUUUCUGCAUAAAUAGAAAUCAAUAUGUCGAAAAAUGAAUUAAAGAAUGGGUCUAAUUACAGGGAAAAAAUUAAUCUUUUUUUUUCUUCGGGAAAUAUUGUAGUACAAUUAAUUUUAUUUUAGCUUUUAAUUUCUUUUAACAAAUUUUGUAGUAUAAAUUUAGAAUGUUUUUAUUAUUAUCACUGGCAAAAAAUAGUUUUUAAUAUACUAUUUAGGUAGAAAUUAAAAACUAGUUAAAUUUUACAAAAAAGGCAGAUGCUAUUGUUCCUAUCUAAAGGAUCAUUUGACUUUGCUUGUUUUGACAAAAUGUUUAUAUUUGAAAUGCAGACAAAAUCCCCACUAUUCCCAUUGACAAGCCAGUCCUGCUAGAUGUCAAGCCCAAUGCUGUCAAACUGUCAUGGAUGCCGGCACCCACUGCUUCACUUCCUGAAAAUGCCCAGAGGAUCACAUACACCAUUGAGGCCAGGGAGUUGCCGAACAAGAACUGGGUCAGGUAACCACAUUUAAAAAUUAGCUUUAUAGGUCAGGAUGAAACCAAAUUAUUUUUUGACAUCAGCUUUAUAGGUCAAGAAUAUACCCAAAUAUUACUGAGCAUUAGCUUUAUAGUUUAUGAUAAAACCCCAAAAUUACUUGGCAGUCUUGUGGAAUCCCCAUGGCAAUAGAUUAAUGUAGAGGAAGUGAUAGUGAUCUCUGGGUAGAUUUGGAUUGGGGAUGAAAAUAAUUGAUCACUUUAAAAAAUUGGGGGUGGUGAGGUCAGGCCCCAACUUGUAUGGUCAAUAUCAAUACCAUCAAUGUAUUUGCCCGAGGGCACCAAGGAUGCUAACACCAGCACUAGAGGGGAUCAAGACAGAGAGAAAGGGAAUAUGAAUUAUCAUUAAUGGCCUGUGCUCCUCUGACAACAACAUAGGCUGAAAGCAAGAACCUUUCUGUACAUAAUCAAUUAGUACAUUUUUGUGUUGUGAAAUAAUUUUAGAUUACACUUUGUUCCUCAUGGCAUUGAAAUAAUAUGCUCAAGAAUCACCUCUUGGCUUCUUUGUUAUCAAAAUUUCAAUCCAAAUGAUCAAUUUUUUAAGAUACUGUCUCUAUGGAAGUCAGAUGUUUAUUACUAACAUAGUCAGUAAAGAAAUGUAUGGUAAGAUUUGAAGAAGAUUCUUAAAGCAAAACAAUCAGAAACAACUCUGACAAAAAUUUAAGGUAUCCAUUUAUUUUUCAUUAUUUUCUGUGUAUUUUGAAACAUUCAAAACAAAAGGCUUUUAAUCCUUCAAUGAGUUUUUAACUGUUAAACAUGGCCACAUCUUGGAUUGUUUCAUGGCCAUCAUUUCCUUGUGCAUUUCUAGACUUGAUGGUAACAUAGAAGCCACCACACACUAUGCCUAUAACUUGAAGCCAGACAAAGAGUAUAUGUUCAGGGUCAAGGCUGACAACCGUUUCGGGACAAGUGAACCAACACUCCCAUGUACUCUCCGGGCAAGAGAAGGUUUAAAAAAAUGUUCAAAUCUUUAAGAUAAAAUAUUUUUUUGUAGUGCAUCUAACAAGAAAACUCAUUAAAAUACCCAUUCAAUAAAUAGUUCAUAUAAUUUUUUUUUAUAUAAUCUGAAAUAUGACAUUCUUCAUGCAUUGUUAGGUAAACUGGAAAUCACUUAACAUUUUCUUGUGAGUGUAAUGAAAUAUGUACUAAUAACACUAUUGAGGAUUAUAUUUUUCAGAACCCAGAACACGAGAAUCCAUGCUGAGAGAGUCAGAGACCCCAGGUAAGUGGCCUACAUCUUACUUAUUGAAAUGGCUCACAUGUAAUUAUUAAACUAUUUACAAAAUAACAGUAGUUGGGUACAGAACAACUUUUCAAACUUUUAAAUGCUUUAGACAUGAUCCGUAAAGCAUGAAUAAUAAUGCUUCAAUCUAAAUCUUCAAACUUUUCUCUCUAAUUAGUUCGUCCAGUCCUGCCCAGAAGUCAGCCUUACAUUUCUGACAUUGGUAAGGAGACCUUACAGCUGGGAUGGAAGCCGGCAGAAGUCCCGUACUACACAGGCAGGUCAAUGUCUGUGCCCCCCGUCUCUUACAGAGUUGAGGCCCAGAAGCUCCCAAGCGAGGAGUGGGUCCCCCUGGCCAGCCGUGUCAGGAAACCCAGCUUGUACCUCUCUGACCUGGAGCCUGAUCGGGACUACAACAUCAGGGUUAGAGCUCAGACGCCCUACGGCAUAAGUCAACCUACAGAGCCAUUAUGGAUACCAAGAGCUAAAGGUCAGAUGAUGCCUGGAUGUGUUAACUUUAAACAUGUUUUUAGGCUUCAUUAAACUACAUACCUUGAUAAAAACAUAUGUGCUGACAUUUAAGCAUUUCAGUGUAGUGGCCAUGGUGAUAUUUUCAGUCAAACCUCGGUUAUAAAUAAUAUAAAAUAUUGUGGCCAAUUAAUUUUUAAUUUAUUAAUGGAAUUGACAUCAUUUAGAAAUUCAACUAGUUUUCCCCAGCGAUUUGGUACUUUCUAUAUGUUUUCAAAAGAUUUGAUUUGAAAUAACAACAAAUAUGAAUUUCGUAAGGAUCAAAAUAAGGAAAAGAUAAAACACGUUCCCAUGUUUUGGUUACAGCCUUCACUGGAGUCCCAGUGUCCAGGCCCACCAUCUCAGAGAUUGAGGAGGGCACAGCUCGUCUACAGUGGAACAGGGUCGAAAUACCUGCUUUUGACAAUCGGGACGAACCUUUACUCUACAUGAUUGAGAUGCAGGAGCCACCAUCAUACAGGUAUGGGAAAAAGCCUCAAACUUUGAUGGCGCGAUUUAGCCCAUUUUAUGAGGUAGCUACUCAAGUGUGUAUUUUUUUUAUCUUUAUGUGAAAAUAAAGUCAAUUUCAAGUGUAUGGCAGCAAUUAAAGAUCAUGGUAACAAUUAACGAUCAUGGUAUAUAUUCACUGCUUCUGGGUGAGCAUAAAUAAUGACUACUUAUGUAACCUUCUCAAAAAAACAAUUUUAUCUUAGGACUAACGGGAUUAGUACAUUAUUUUCUACGUACAAAUUUUGGAUCAGAAAUGAAAUAAAAAAAGUGUUUCCAUUUGUAAUUUUUGGAUCAUCAUUUCAAAUUAUUUACACUUUCUUUAAUUCAUCUUCUUGCAGAUAUAGUAUCAUUUUUAAAGUAAUUUGGCUAUAAUUUUGCAAUUAGUUUGCUAAUAAUUUUGCUUUACUUUUUUACUCUCAAGAUGGCGUGAGCUGGCACGUCGUGUACCAAAUAAUUUCUAUGUUGUACGUGACCUGGAUCCUGGACAAGACUACCGUUUUCGAGUACGUGCAGAAUCACGUGAUGGACUUCUGAGUGAGCCGAGCCCGGCUACCUCCAUGUUUAGGACACUUGGUACGAUAGUCUGUAUUUGAUUACAACUCAUUCAUUUUAGAUACAGAAAAUUUGUUAGUUUGUAUCUGUUAUGGACCUGAUGGGCAUAGUUAAUGAUUAAAAAAUUAUUUUAUUAGUGUUUUCAUUAAAAUCUUCUUAAAGUAUUCUAGGCUGAUUAUUUAUUGAUGUCUAAUAUAUCUAACUCUGGCUGUUAAUUCUUCUAGCGCUGACCCACACACCAGUGGACAGGUUGGAAGUUGAAGAGUAUGACCCUGAUCUUCAGAGUGCCAGGUUGUCUUGGAGACGAGUGGAAGUACCACCCUAUGGAGAUUCUGAGAGUCCUCUUCUGUACAUGAUUGAGUAGGUUCAUGAUUGAGUGGGUUCAUGAUGAGUUGGUACAUCAUUGCCUAUGUUCAUUAUCGUUUAAGAUCACGAUUGAGUGGGUUCAUGAUGAGUUGGUACAUCAUUGACUAUGUUCAUGAUCGAUUAAGUUCAUGAUUGAGUGGGUUCAUGAUGAGUUGGUACAUCAUUGACUAUGUUCAUGAUCGAUUAAGUUCAUGAUUGAGUGGGUUCAUGAUGAGUUGGUACAUCUUUGAAUAUGUUCAUGAUCGAUUAAGUUCAUGAUUGAGUGGGUUUGAGCAAUCCCAAGGACUAAUGAAAUUACCUAGCAUGAAGAUCAGCAUAAUUUGAUAGAAUUAUCUCAUUAGCAAAUUCAGCAUAAUUUUUAAAGUAAAAGUUGGCAUUCAUCCACUAUAGCAGGCCUGCUCAACUCAAAAUGUUAGGCGGGCCGUAACACUUUAUGAAAACUUGUGCGGGCCAAAAGAAAGUAGGACAGAGGGGAAAGCUAUUAAGAAAAUGAUAAGAAUAAACAAUAUUUCGUUACUUCGCAGGCCGCAAAUUGGGUGCUUGCGGGCCACAUUCGGACUGAACUACAGCAUCAAGUCUGAACAUUGGACAUGCAUAAUUUCUGUAAAACAUUUCUGUAAAUUCACGCAAAGCAACCUUGUUUUCAGGUAUGAAAAUCCGCAGCAUGAAGGUUGGCGCCCUCUGGUGAGUGGAAUCCCUACCACACGCUACCGAGUACCAGACAUUUCUCCCUCAGAUGAUUACAGGUUCAGAGUUAGAGCCCUUAGUCCUUAUGGCAUCAGUCCACCAUCUUACCCAACUGGACUCUACCGAAAUUUAAGUAAGUCGCACAAUCAAUCAAUAUGCUACACAUGGAAAUGAACCACAUGCAAAGGCUUUUGAUGAAAUUUCGGCCCCAAGGGAAUUUUUGGAAUGGUGGUUAAAAUAUGGUCUCAAAGUGUUCUACUAAGAUGGGCUUUACAACUAAGAUGGGCUUUACUCGUGUCAUGUUAAAUGAAAAUUUGUAAAAAGAAAUAUUUAAAAAAAAAAAAGGAAAUAAAGUGUUAAUAAAAAUCUAUUUUUAAAAAUAUUCAAAGUAUAAAUAUAUUAAAAGGAGUAAAAAUAAUAAAUCUGCAACUGUGAACUAAGGAUUAUAUCAAAUCAUUCAAGCUUGGAAAAAUACAAAUAAUUAGUAGCAUUUUGGGGAAAAAAGGUGAGGUGAAACGACCACUGCUAUCAAGCUUAUAAUGAUAGAUCCGUCUUCUUUUAUUUUAUGAUAAAUUGUUUUAGGGUUCAUAUUUGGAGUUUCAUUUUGUCCUAAUUCAAGCCACAUCUUUUCCUGUAAUGCAUGUAUGUCAAGAUUGAUUUUGAUUGAUUUAUUCAGUUUGAUAUAAAUAUUUUUAAAACUAUUUACUGGGAAAACUGUAAUAUUUCAAAUCUGCAAACUUAUCUAGGCCCCAUGCGUCCUUUGGCACAAGACUUACACAUCAGUGAUAUGGAACCCUCCAGUCUCAGGUAAAUAAACUUUUGGUUACUUUUGUAACAUGUCUCAUUCAUUUUAUAACAGAUGAAUGUUACAUUUCAAUGAAAAGAAUUUCUGAUGAAGAGAUUAACAAAACAUUAUUAUUAUGUUAAGAUUUAUUCAAAUAAAAUACUUUCAUUCUGUUGUUCAUUUAAUAUAGAAUGUUUAAAUACAUUAUCAAAAAUUUAAUUUGUAAACAGUUAUUUUAGUCAUUUUUUAGAAUUUUUUAACACUAUAAUUUGUUACAGGCUGUCAUGGAGAUCAGCCUCUGUGCCACCAAUCAAAACUGGGGAGCCGGUCUCCUAUCAAAUUGAGGCCAUGGAGUAUCCUAAGCGAGAGUGGCGUCCCCUAGCAACCAAUGUUCAAGAUACCAGCUACAAGCUGGGUGGCCUCAAGCCUGCUGCGGAUUACUCUUUUCGUGUGAGAGCAAUCACCCCUUCUGGCUUCGCUGACCCAACACCACCGGUCACUUUGACCUCCCUACCAGGUAAAUAUUGCUGAUGUGAACUUGAAAUGUUUUUCUUCAAGGUUUAGCUUUUGAGGAAUGACGGAAUGAUAUAUCACAUAUACCUGAAGAAACAUUUGUUUAAACAUCAAAUAAAUUAGAUGCAUAAACUAUGUACAAAGUCAACACGUAAUGUGUUUUUUUUAUUAUUCAAUACUGUAAGAUGCAAAAUGCUGGUGUCUAUGAUGUUUAACAAAUUUUGAUAAAAGUCAAUGUACUUCUUUUGGUCAGUAACACAGAAAGUUACAUUGGAAAAACUGCUAGGCACUCAUUCUUAAAUACUACCAUUCAUUUUUUUUUUUGAUGUAUGCCAAGACUGAUAAAACAUUUUUUGCUAAUAACAGUAAUUCUAUUACUUUUAUCAGUGGCUGAUAUAAAUAGUUUUACUUUGAGCUCUCUCCUGGUAUCCAGGUCUUCAUGUUGCACAGUAAAAUAUGUCUUAUAUGAAGCAGCUUAACAAAUGAUUUGUUAAAUUUGUGUUUAAAACCUGUGUGCUUGGUUGGCAGAGUGGCAGAAGACAUUCCAGCUACAAAUGAAAACCAUUUUUCUGUUUUAUUUGUUAGCGAUCAUUUCUGUUUUAAUUUUCAGACAUUUCUAGGAAAAGAUGUGCAUGACUAGAACCCAUGUGUAUGUAAAGUGAUUGAUGUGAAAGUUUGUUGUGGAGAAUUUUUCCAUUUCACUGAAGUAUUGUCUCCUGAAUCUAAACCUUGAUAAGUGUUCCUGGUGAAAACUUGCAAUAAAAUGUACCAUCAUUACUGCCAGUUAAAAACAUGUCUUGAGAAAGAGUGAAACAAAUCUCAUUGAUUUAAUUGUGCUUUAGUCAAAUUUCAAUGCAGCAAGCAAAAAAAAAAAAAAACCUUUGGACUUAAAAUGAAACCUUAUACUAUUAUAUUUUUUAUAAUUUUUUUUUCAUUCAUUUAAGUUAAUUUCAGAUGCAUUCAAAGGAAAUUUUAAAGAUCCCACAUAAUCCCUUCUACAAGUAUAAAUGAUAUAAGCCAUUAAUAUUUUAUAAAAUGCAUACAUUACUUUUCAUACAAAUAUCAGCUAUGAGACAAACUACUUUAUAAGAUUGCAAUAGAUGGGAACAUUGCUGUGUUAGGCUCACCUGUUGUGGAUUUCAUUUUGUCGUGCUGGUAGUUUCUUUGAAAACUUACUGUGAAUAAAGUUGUGUAUAUAGAUUGCUGUUUUUGGAAUGACUGCGUCAAAUAUAUAUAUCAUUUACAAAUAAUUGCAGUAAUUUAUUUAUUUUGUUAAAAUAAUUUUUUGUAUUGUAAAAUCUUUGUUUAAAAAUGCCAAUACUCUUGCCUUCUUGAAAUUACAUUUCAUUUUAAAACAUGCCAAUAUAUCAUUAAUUUCCUUUAGAAAUAUCAAAUUACUUUAUUUUUGUUGAAAUGCCGAGACCUCAAAGUCCUCAUCCUAUGAAGUCCUGGUUGUUUAGUAGAAGAUAGCUUGAACUUCCUCACACAAUUCUUUCUAAGCACUCACCAUUUGAGUUUGUUCAGUGCAGAAAAGACACCAAGCAUUUUGCAUCAGUUUUCAUUGUUGAGCCUGUUACUAUGGUUAUGUUGUGAUUCUUAGUUUGUCUUGUGAGAGUGAUGCAAUAUAUGACAUUUGAAAUGUGUCAUGCAGCAAUGUAUGACAUUUGAAAUGUGUCAUGCAGCAAUGUGUGACAAUUGAAAUGUGACAUGCAGCAACAUAUGACAUUUGAAAUGUGUUAUGCAGCAAUGUAUGACAUUUGAAAUAUGCCAUGCACCAUCCAAAAUAAGUACUUCUCUUCAAUGAUAAAUUUAUUUUAGUUCUUAAAUGAUCAUUAAAUAAUUAUUUAAUAUUUCAGAAAAGCUUAUCAAAUUUUAUUGCAAUAUUUAAACUUUAAAUAAAUAUUAAAGUAGAUAUACAAUUGAACAAUAAAGACUCCCUUGCCAGAGGUUGCAGACACAUUUGAGCUCUCCGCCCAUUUCACUCUUAAUAAAAGAAAAACUGCAAUCACAUUUCACAAUUACGUUAAAAUAUUUGUUAACAAACAAACCUAAAGAUCAUGUAUGUUUACCCUUGCUGAUGACAAUAUGUUGAACCCCACUAGUUGGUAGGCAUUGGUAGGAGAAGCCUUAGGUAUGCAUACAAUUUUUUUUUUUUUAGAGUGAACUGAAUUCAGCAGAUUUUGCAGGGGGGGGGGGGCUUAUUUUUUUUUUGUCUGAAACUUUGGAAGUCCAAGGAAUUAUAACAUAAAAUAAUGCAGGCAGCACAGCGGCAACCAUCUUACCUAUAAAAUGAGAGAAAAGAAACAUCUAUUUACUGUAGAGAUGGGGGAAUCCUUCAGAAAUCAAGAAAUUAGAAUGCUGUUGAAACUAUUUUUAAAAUUCUUUGCUGUAUUACAGCCCUGUCACUUAAUAUUUUUUUUUUUACAUAGCCCACACUUUUAUUAUAAAUUUUAGCAAAGAAAUUGUUCAUUUAUAAGAUGAACCUUAAAGUAGUAGUAGUUACAUUUUAAAAAUUAUUUUAGAACUAAUAGAAGCUAAAGAUAGAUUCUCUCAAUUUUAGAAACUUGUUUGCAUAAAUGAACAAAGCCCAAGUCAUAUUUCAUUGUGAUAACUCAAUUGUUCAAUUUGUGAAGAAUGCUUAGAAUAGUGAUUUUAACAGAAUAAUUUUUGUAAAUUAAAUGUAAGAAAUUCUCAUUGUAUUUUAAAGGGUAGUUCUUUGGGAAAAACCCUUUUUGAAACAUUCUUAAACUGUCACCAAAGCAAGUCUAAUAUCUCAUUCUUGUAUUGAUAGCUAAUAACUAUCAUUUUUCAGUAAGGCCUCGUCUUCCAGUUAGAGAACCCUCCAUAUCUGAGCUGGGCAGUGAUUCUGUGAGACUCCAGUGGAAACCAGCGGAGUUGCCAUACUACUCUCGACACCUGACCCCCAUUGUGUAUUCUGUAGAAUAUCAGGUAACAAAAUGUCUUACAAACAUGAUAAGAGCAUCAUAAGGGAUGAGCAUUUAAAAAUUCUAAAACUGCUACAUAUAUAUUUAGUAAUUAUGAUGAUAAUGAAAUUUUUGAAGGAUGUAGAAACAUGGUUAUAAGUUCUAGGGCAGUUUUAGUGGCUAUAAAAAAUAAAUCUGUAUUUUUUAAAACCCUACAGGAGAUCCCAAGUCGAGAUUGGGUAACGGCAGCAAAAGGAAUCCCUGACACUUCCUAUGUCAUGCGCGGACUCCGUAACGACAGAGAUUAUCGCUUCCGUAUCUGUCCUGAAACAGAGUAUGGACCUGGAGAGUACAGUCUUCCAGUACAAGUUCACAGACGCAUUGGUACAUUUAAAGAUUCCAAAUAAAUAGUCCAUUUUUAUGAGUAUAAAGUAAAUAAAUUGGAGUAGGGCUUGUAUUAUGUCACAAAUAUAAAAACUGUGGCCAUAUUCUUUAUUAAUCAACUUUAGAAUGCUGUCACUUAUGAAUAUAUAACAAUACUAUCUUUAUUUCAUGCAUAUUUAUUUUUUAAAAGGUGUUGAAAACAUACAUAUUUUUUAAAAAUUCACAUAAUUGUUUAAAGCUUAAAAAAUUUAAAAAUUUGUACCUAAAGAUUUUGUACAAGGUUUUUUUUUCGAUUUAAAAAUAUUUUGAAUAAACCAAUAAUAACAAUAUUUUCUUUUUCUUUAAUUGAGAUUAUGAACAGCUAUAGAUUUUAUAUUUUAAAUUAUUGUUUUUUAUUUGCAGCCCCAACUCUUCCCAACAAAGAACCUUUCCUGUCCAACAUUUUGCCCUCAUCUGCCACUCUUUCCUGGCCAUCAGCCUCACUGGCAUAUGGAGCUCCUAGUCGCCCGAUAGUCUAUCGAGUUGAAGGAAGGGAGCCCCCGAGCUCCGCUUGGUAUGACGUAGCCAGCCGCGUUCCAUCAACAUCCUACAACUUACAGUUCCUGUACCCAGACCAAGAUUACAUGUUCCGUGUCAUCGCCGACUGUGACGGUGUGGAGAGUGAACCCACCAUGGCUGUUUACCUCCCUCGAAGAGCCGGUACUGUUGUUUAAAUAGUCUUUUAGUUAAUGGGUGGAGUCUGCUGACAUCCAUGGUUAGCCUGGGAUGUGAUUUUUUUAUUUAAAGUUGCAGAGUGAUGGAUUUUAUGAAACGCAUUAAAAAUCAAAACCCAUUUAAGCCCUAAUACACCCAAGAGCUGCCCCUUAAGUGGAGCUGGAAGAUGACUUUGUUUAACAGUCCACUACCUCUGGUAUAAACAAGCUCACUUCCUUUGGAAAAUCACAUCUUGUUAGAGCAGAUCCCAGACUUUCCAGCUGAAUUGGUAGUUUAUUUGGUUAAAAAAAGUCUGAAAUGUUCAGAGACAGCUCUUAAGCUAAAAAUCAAAUAAUAAAACCUAUGCCAAACUAAAAUACUGGACCAUGCAGGGGUUCAAAACUUUGUGUAAUGUAACAGUUUUAAUUAAUUUUAAUUCAGGCAGAAGAAAAUAUUUUCAAAAUUAACUUGCAGUUCGUCAUUAUGGUUGAAAUGGCUAGAAAGACUUUGCCAUUGUAUGCUUGUAAUUAGUUUUUGUAGUGUUGCGUUUGUUUUAAAUGUGGUAAAUUAUAGAUUUGUUUUUUGUUGACUUUGUACCGCGCUUCGAGCGGGGAUGAAGCGUGUUUUUGAAAUGAACUUUAUUAUUAUUAUUAUUAUUAAACCACCCAAAAAAAAUUUUUUUUUACAUUACAAAAAAUAGCACUACAUUUUUUGUUCAAUUGCUCAAAUUAUUAUCACAUUCACUAAUCCAUUCGUCUAUGACUUCAACCAAAAUAGAAACUCAGAUCCAUGAUACAAAAAAGAAAAAGAAUGCCUACUGUAGAUGAUUACAGUAAAACAGUUACUUUUUAUAUUAAAGUGCUGCAUUUACAUGACAUUUUGUCCAAUAUUUUGUCUACAUUAGAUUGUAUGUUCCACAUGUAUGUCGAGCCAGAAUGAGAUAAGAUAAGAUUCUUUUAUUGAUCCAAAUAAAUGGUAAUGUUUUUUGAAUAGGCUGCCCAGUGGCAUUACUAACCAUUACUACUCAUCUCACAUGAUGUAACAUUAUAAGUUACAUUUUUUAUCUACGUUCAGGUCCACCAAAAAUGCCCAGGGAUGCCCCUUAUGUAUCCAGUGUCCAGCCAGAAUCAGUUAUUUUAAGCUGGCGGUCUGUGGAGCUGCCCAGUCGCAUCACUGACUAUUCACCUGUCACUUACAGGAUUGAGGUGAGAUAUUUUUUUGUUCUUGGUCCAUUAUAUCCUUUGAUUACUUUAUAACUAACUACAGACAUGGAUAUUAUUUAUUUACAUCAUCAUAAAUUCAAGAGAGUCAAUCUCUGCAAUCUUAAGUUAAGUACUAAUUUAUUUUAUAAUUUGAUUCAUUUUUUUCGGACAAAAUGGUUGUAUUGUAGCUAGGACAACUGAAUGAGAGAGAAAAAAAAGGGUUGGGUGGGGGUUAAGUUUUGAAUGUAACUGUCUGAACAAUAGAUCACUUAAAUCUGUGUUACUCAACUAUCUAAAUAAGCUAACAUUAGGUAAUAAAGCUGAGUUAUUCUGGUGGCUAGGUCCAAGAACAUCCAAGGUCUGACUGGCGCCCCUUAGAAAGAAAGAUAACUCAGACACAUUUUCAUGUCACAAAACUCCGUCCAGACCAGGACUACUCAUUCCGCAUCAGAGCUGAGAACGAGUAUGGCGUUAGUGAUCCUACUGACCCAUUCCUCGUUAGGAAAAGAGCUGGUAAGAAAUUUUACUUCCAUAAAAUUUUAGUAACACAAGGCAGAAAUAAUUUUUUAGAAUUUAAAAUGUGUCAUAUCUGCACAACAGAACAUUUUUUAAAAUUACAAUGGGUUUUAUAAACACAUUCUGUCCCUUUUAUUUAUUUAAGUUAGUGGAUAUUUCAAAUUAAAAUGACAAAUCUAUUCAGCCAAGUUCCAAUAGGUGAGACCUUUAUUAAUGUUACACAUUUGUUGGUGUAAAGAUUUUUACAAUAUGAAGUAACAAUUUGAUCAUUAAGUUACUGUACUUUAAGCUGUGUUAUAUCGACUUAAUAAUGGUAGUUGAAAUCAUCAUUAGCACUGACAGGUAUUCUCAAACAUCUGCCUUUCAGUGGCCCCUGUGAUGUCCCAGCACGAACCACUCAUCUCUGAUGUCCGAUCAGAUUCCCUGAGGUUAACCUGGCAACCUGCUGAGGUGCCAUCUUACCUGACUGAUACUAUCCCUGUUACUUACACAGUGCUGAUGCAGGUAUGCAGUAUUUUUAAUUACGUGUACCUGAAGUCACAACCACUCUGGCUAUUUUGAGCCAAAACUCACACACAUUUAUUAUGCACAAUGACUGCAAGCUUAACAUUUGAAUUACUAAAACAGAAUAGCUUUUAAUUUAAAAGGAAUUUUGAACAAUAUUUAACUUUUCAAUAACAUUGAAACUGUGAAUCCCUAUUAAAUACUAACUUUGCCACAGAAGUUAUAAUGAUAGAUCACACAAGAGCAAUUUAAAAGUUUAUAAAAAAUGUAACCAGUAAUUACCAUAGGGCAAAUAGCUUACAAAAUUGAGUUUCUGAAUGAUGAAAAAAAUGUAAUAUAUUAUUGAACCAAUGAAGAAAAAAAAAUUAAAUUAUACUUUGAAAUAGUCUCUAUAAUAAAGCUAUUUAAAAAAAUCCACAAGAGCAAUUUAAAAGUUUAUAAAAAAUGUAACCAGUAAUUACCAUAGGGCAAAUAGCUUACAAAAUUGAGUUUCUGAAUGAUGAAAAAAAUGUAAUAUAUUAUUGAACCAAUGAAGAAAAAAAAAAUUAAAUUAUACUUUGAAAUAGUCUCUAUAAUAAAGCUAUUAAAAAAAAUCCAUGCCAUGCCUACUCAUAUUGUUAAUUGUUAUUUUCUAGGCAAUAAAGUAGGCAGUGUUUAGAUUGUCUGGGAUAAUUAAUGGAGGAGGGUAACAAGAAGAAAUUUGAUUUUGGUGGGUUUUUCUCAUAGUGAUAUGAAUAGAAAGAGAAGUGGUGUGGAGAAUGGGAGACAUAAUGUAGGAGACUUUUACCCUGGGCAUGGGCAGUUUAUCACAUUUCUAACCCCUCUUUGACAGGAGGGAGGGGACCAUUCCUGGCAGCCCAUCGCCCGCCGUGUUGCAGGGACCAGCUACUUUGUGACAGGUCUCGCUCCAGAUAGGGACUACACUUUCAGGAUUCAAGCAGAAAACAAUUUUGGCUCCAGUCUACCCAGCUUCCCGUCACGUCUGCACAGACAGGGCAAAGGUCAGUUGUGUUAGCUAGGAAUGAGUGACAAAAGUUGAUUGGACUAGAAAUAUGUUUCAUGCAUAGUUUAUUCUCAAUUUUUUUUUUUUUUUUUUUUUUAAUAAACAAAUUUUACAAAAAUUUUAUAGUUAAGUUAGUUAACAUAAAAGAAAUAGAUCAGGUUCUCUAUUAAAGACAAUAGAAAGAAAUUGUCUUUGAAACAAAACACUUAAAAAAAAAAAAAGUUGAAUCAUAUUUUCAAUGUUAGUGGAAAGUUUCAAAAGUCCACUGGUGUUUAGUUUCAUCCCCAUAAUUUAUUAUGAUUUUUAUAUUCAGGUCCCAUAUAUUCACCUGAGAUUGAAGACGUUGAAGCCUCUGCUUUUCGCCUGUCAUGGAAACAACCAAAAUCAGCCUCGAAGAAGGUGACCUACUCUGUGGAGACCCUAGAACCAUCCACAUGGAAGUGGCGCCCCCUGGUGUCUCGCUUGCCUCACCCUAGCUACAAGAUCACCAACAUCCAGCCUGCCAGGGAUUAUGCGUUCAGGGUCAGGGCUGAAGUUGAUUCAGUUAUCAGUGAACCUUCCCUGCCAAUCUCGUUUUCCAACAGAAGAGGUAACUCAACAAAAAUUAUUGCAUAACAGAUGCAAGUUCAUUUAACAUUACAGUUAGACUCCGAGUUAAAACAUUUCCUUUAAUUCUUUGUCCUUUUGAUUCAUUACAAACUCCAAUGUGGUUACGGCCUUGAUAAAAACUGGAUCAGUUUUUCUACUGUGCACCAAUAGAUAAGCAAAAAAAAAAUAAGUCCAUAAUUUGAAAUAUGGGCUUUGAUACUUCAGCUAUUAGCCUCAAGUAUAUGAAAAUAUCCAUUUCUUUAUGAAAUGCUGUAAGACAAUCGGUCAACACAAAUUGUGGUACAUUUCUUAAAAACAUUUGGGCAACUGUGUUUUAACUCUUCCAUUGACGAUCUCAGUUAUAAAGCAAUGUUGUUAUUAUAAGUUAUUUUCAUAAAGUGUUAAGUAUAUUUUUAUUUUCAUACUUUAUUCAAGGAUGACAGGGUGUUGGUUAGUCCUAAAAAAAAAAAAGAAAAUUGAAAAUGAAAAAGUUUAAUAAUGAAAAAAAAAAAAAUUUGCUUAAGUCAGUUAAUCUCAUCGUUAAUCCAUUUUUAAAUCUUCACUUUUGUACAAACCGAGAAUAUUACUCCUGACAAAGGAAUGCUGAGAUUACUAUUUUCUUGUUUACUAUUCUACUUAACACAGUAACUUUUGAUUUCAGAGAGGGCCUCCACAGAAAUACCAUCAUACAAGGGUAUCCCAUCAAUUACUUUCUAUCUAUUGUAUUUUAUGUUGACCUGAUAUCACCUAAUCACUGCACCGCUACUCACCACAUUAUUCAAUGUUGAUUAUUUUCACAAUUUUUUUUUUUUUUAUGUGGUAAUUAAUAUGAUUUAACAUGAGCACUGAAUUAAUUCUUGUCUUAUUUGUUGGGGGCAGCAGAACUCACAGACACACACUACUGAGUGCCAGUUGGAAGAAUUUAAUUUCCUACCCAUCAAAGUAUUUGCUCUAAUAUGUUUUUGUCUUAUCCAUUUCUAAUGCCUUAUGAGCAGCUAACUCCCAUUGUUAAGAAGCCCAAAAAAGUUUUAAAAACUAAGUCCAGACAUUUUCAAUUAAAUUACAUUAUUUUAUUUUAACUUUUGUUUUUUAAAAGAGGCAAAUGUUCUUAAGUUUUUAGAGGUUAGGAUCGGAUUCAGGGGUGGGGUGGGGGGGUCAGGAGCUGGAAGUCCAUGGGUGUUGAUCCUUUCUGAUGGGUGAUUGAAUGGUAUGGAAUGAAAUGCAUUUAAAAAUAAUUGAAAAACUUAAGUGAACAAAUAUUUUUUUUAUCAAUUACUUAUGAAUUAAAUAGGUUGUUUCUAAUGGCUGUUAAAUAUGUAUGUUUUAUUGUUGUUGCAUGCAUGGUAACUAUUUGAUCACAAAUAUAUGUAAAUUUAGUUCCAGACUGCACCUUAUUUUUAAAUCAAAACUAAAUAAACAAAUCAAAGCCGGACACAUUUUCUUUGUCUUUGGGGAACCCAUGAUUUUGUAAAAAGUUUUUAUAAUCUCAAAAUACCUUCAUCUUGGAAUGGCUUAGACAAAUUGUCAAAUAAAAAUGUUGCUUUUACAGAUACACGCAUAUUUAAAAAAAAAAUCUCUUAAAUAACUUAUUGAUGGGGGGGGGGACCAUUCCUUUUACGGCACAGAUUUAGUUUUUAACAAAGCAACUUCAAUAUUAUUUGUAACUUAUUUUCACCAGUUGAAUUUUUUAAAAAGUUUUUAUAAUCUAAAAAUACCUUUAUCUUGGAAUGGCUUAGACAAAUUGUCAAAAAAAAAUUUUGCUUUUACAGAUACACGCAUAUUUAAAAAAAAAAUCUCUUAAAUAACUUAUUGAUGGGGGGGGGGGGACCAUUCCUUUUACGGCACAGAUUUAGUUUUUAACAAAGCAACUUCAAUAUUAUUUGUAACUUAUUUUCACCAGUUGAAAGUUUUUGUACUGUCAAACCUACGUUGCACUUAACUUGAUGUCCUUAUUUAACCCCACAAAAGUUGUUUGUGUUCAUCCGUUUAAACAAAAGACAAACAUACAUUUCCCUUUCAUUUAUCAGUACUCUCCAGGGUAUCCUCUGUUACAAUAGGAAUCGACUAUUCCAAUGUGAAUAUAUCAUUCAAAUGUGAAGAUACUAUUCAAAUGCAGGCUUAAGUAGAACUAAUUUUUUUUUUUUAACAGAAAUGUAUUAAAGAAUAUUACAUUUAUAAAAAUAAUUUCUUUUUAAAUGGUAUACGUGAUGAAAAGACAACUCUGCUGAUUUAACUUAGUUUUUCUAUUCAUGCCCCUUGACAUUCUUUUUGCAGCCCUGCCAUCUGUUCCUGUAGAACGCCCCACCCUGUCUGAUGUCUAUGAAGAUUCUGUUCGUGUGAACUGGCAUCCGACCCUGUACACAAAGGGCAAGCUGGCAUCACAAGCCUUCAGACUGGAGGUAAAAUAGAGGCGGCUUUAUGUUGCUGUCAAAACAUCACUACAAAGAGUUAGAAAACCAAAUGAAGCCAGUGUUAAAAUAACUUAACAACAGAUCAUGUCACUGAUUCUCCUUAUGAAAAAUCAAGUCAGACACAAGUUUGUUGGGCUAAAAGACACAGACUGUUGGUGUGGGGUUGUAGGGUUGGGCAUUGUUUCAGCAGGCAAAACAAAUUUUUUUAAAUUACCACAGAACAGAACUAUUGCUACCCAAUUAUCCCAGUGGGCAGUUUGAUCAAUCUCAUCAUCUCCAUUUGAAAUUUUACUUUGAGAUUAUUUCAGAUUAAUAUUUUUUUUAUAAUCCAUGUAGAAUAAGGCCAAAAAACAAAUACCAGUAAAGGCAAUGUAAAAUAGUUAAAAGGCAUGUUAAGGGAUUUAUUACAUUUGGAUGAUAUUAAGCUUGUACCACAAAAUCAGAUGUAAACAAACUAUGGACAUACAACCCUACAUAUAUUUGGUUAAAUUCAAACAACUGCUUUUCUACCUACUCCUAGGUGAGAGAGCUCCCCGACUCCUACUGGCGCACCCUCGUCCCCUACACUGACCAGUGGAACUAUGAGGUCACAGACCUUCGACCCAGCCAGGACUACGCCUUUAGAGUGAGAACCGUCACUGAUACUGGCAUGUCGGAGCCCUCUAUGCCAGUUUUUCUCUACCGUCAAGCUGGUAUGUCACGUCAUAUGUUUCAUUCACAGCCUUUUCUCACUUGAAUGAUUUUUUAUAUAACAAGCCAGCAUUUCCUGAACUGUGGCACCCAUUUCAAGGUGUUGUGUGAAUGAACCCUUAGUUAUGCCUUUGAAACAAAUGUAGUAUCUGAACGUUUUAAAAUACAUGUUUAGUGUUCAUUUCUUUUCAUUUCUGCAGCUCAAAUGAGUAUUUACUGAAAUACAGCUCAUCCCACGAUUUAACAAUUUGUUAAAGUAUUGUAAUAAUUUCUUACUAAUCCGUGUUAUUUUCCCCAUCCCAAGGGACAUUUGUAAAACAAUGUCUUAUUGUACACACAGUUCAGGAGACUUUGCUACAAACAGAUGAAGCACAGUUGAAAUAAAACCUUCAGCUUUGACACACUCUGUCUAAACCUGGGCAUGCAUUCAUUUUUCCAGCUACUCCCAAGUUCCCCCUCCCACCCCCUGAGAUUGCUGACAUCGGAGACGAUUAUAUUAGCCUCGGCUGGAAGCUGGUGGACGUUCCGGCCUUUGACCUGGACGAAACUCCCCUCUCCUUCAUGAUUGAAGCUCAGAGGUUACCUGAUUAUGACUGGAGGCCAGUUGCAAAGGGUGUUACAGGAACAUUGCAUAAGGUUAGUUUGGGAACCACUGUUACACCUGACAAGUCAUUUCAAAAUAAAAACUAAAUAUAAAAUAUGAAUUGAAUAGAUAAAUAUUAAAAAAUAUUUGUAUGUUUCAAAUAGUUUUACUUUGACUUUGGCACAAUAUUGUUUUAUAUGAAAUAUUGUUGGCACAAGUGAUAAUGAAGCUUUUGCUUUUAUUUUAAUGUCAACUUUUCAUGGACUAAUUCAGGUGACUGGCCUGGAACCAAAACACGAUUACAACUUUCGCAUUCGUGGGGAGACGCCCAUGGGAGUGACGCAGCCUUCACCUCCCAUCUCAGUAUACAGACGUCCGUGUGAGUGGGGGAAACUUUGUUGAUAACAUGACGCAACCGCUAAAAUGAUAAAAAAAUAGUUUAAAUAAACUAUUCAUCAUUUUUUUGGAUUGUUGCUCUUCCUGGAAAUACGUAUCUCUAAUGAAAGCAUUUGAAAUACUAACAUUCAACAUUCUUAAGAACCAUAUGUCCUAAAACUGCACUGGGGAUUAUUUAAAAAUUGAAGUUUAUUUUAAUUAAAGUAUAUUUUCCAUAAGUUAAUUUUUUAAAAUCAGUAACAACUCAUUUGUUUCAGUCAUUAGUAAAACUUUUUGAAAAACUCAAUCUUUUAAAAGUUUUAUAAGAAAUAUCCACCACCCACAAUGUCCAGAGGUAUAUGCUGCUCCUUCAGUGUGUUAACCUUCUUGAAGACAGUCUGUGUCUGAUCUCUGUUACCUCUGCACCAGAAGUUAAUUGUUGUACAUCACCUUCACAGUGACAUCAGGCGUCCCUAUAACCAACGUGACGGUUGACAGUGACGGCAAUCAACCCUAUUCUGCCCAUCUGAGAUGGAGUCCUGUCUACAUGCAGCCUUACCAGUCAAGCAAGGACAUGAGAUACGCCAUUGAGGUAAUCUUAUGAGUCACACUGUUAGAUACUAUGAGUAACAAAGAGGCUUACUACAGCACAGAACCCUUCACUGCUACUCAGUUGUCCCAGGAGGCAGUUUGAUCUAUCUCAUCAUGUCCAACAUUUACAAGUUUACUUGGAGAUUAUUUCGGAUAAAUAAAUUAUUAAAUCCCUCCCGUACAAAACGAAAUGCCCUUGUGAUAUACUACAGAGCAAUAUGAGGAGGACACCAUGCCUUAACUUGCUUCAAUGUUGAUGUGUCAAGACCAACACUAAGGAUUUAUAUAUACUUUAAAAUAUACACAACUGAGAUAGUAUACGAAUAUAUGUAAAUCUAUUUUACUGUUAAAAAAAAAAAAAAGAAUGUUUAAAAAAAAAAGAAUGUUUACAAAAAAAUAAACCUGGAAGAAAAAUAUGUUGCUGAAUUUUUUUUUCUUAUUUUCACUAGGUCCAAGAGCCCCCACGAACUGACUGGUCGAUACUGGCCCAGAAUGUGCCAUCAACAAGCUACACAGUUCCCGAGCUGAGUCCAAGGAAAGAUUACCUCUUCCGUAUCAAGGCUCAGACAUCAAGUGGAGAGUACAGUGCCCCUACUGCUCCUAUACCUUACUACAGGACACCUUGUGAGUAGACAGUAGACUGUAACAAUUUACUAAGAGAGAUAGAAAACACCUUUUCAAUAAAUAUGUAUGUUAUGUAACAUUGAUUUUUUGUAUGUUACAUUGAUUUAUAUGUUACAUUGAUUAUAUGUUACAUUGAUUAUAUUUUACAUUGUAUGUUACAUUUAUAUCUAUGUUAUUUUACAUUUCAAGACAAUGCUGAAAAUGUGUUCUUAUUUAUCCAGUAGCUCCACUGGCCAAACCCCUAGCACUUCCAUAUCCUACUGAAGACUAUUCUCCUAUCAAUAGACCUUACAUUGAGGGCCUCAUUCUAAAAGGUGAUAAAGUUUAGAGAGUUAUAAAAUUUGAUAGAAAAGUCAUUACUUUAUUCCAGAUUUUAACUUGAAUUACAGACAAAAAUACUUGAUAUAGAGGAGCAAUUGUUUCAGAAAAAAUAUAUUUUAAGUUCUGUGUCAAAAAAUGUUUAUUAGAUAAAAUUGUGAAGAAGAAAAAAAAAAAAAGCUAAAUAAUUUGUUCUACCCAGUGCCCCCUCGUAUGUCUAUUGAGAAGCCAGAGUUGACCGUGGUCAGCCCAGAUUGUGCUCGACUAUCGUGGAAGGCUGCCCGUGUUCCCAGUGCUACUUCUAACCUUUCACCUACGACCUACAGAGUUGAGGUUGGUACUCAUCAUAUUUUGUCAGAUCUGUACCUAUUCAGUUCACCAUAUUUUCACAGAUCAAUGCAGUGAUUUUCUCGGCUAACAUGUCUACUUAUGAAUGAUAAUGCUGCAUUUCUGAAUAUUUGGAUACAUUUAAGUUUAAAUUUGCUUUACACUUUCAUAAACAGAUCUGCAGAUUUAUUUUUCCUGUUAAACAAAAAAAUAACUAAUAAUUUACACUAAGUGACAAAUAACUACUAAGGUACACACAAUGUAAAUUUUCAACCUUCGUUUGUUUUCUUUCUCCAAAAAAAUUUAGUUAAACAUUUCAUCUUAUUAGUAUUAAACCAUUUUGGAGAGUCUUCCAGUUUGGACUGAGCUCUAUGUCUUUUUUUGUGUGAUGGGUGGAGUUUAAUAUUUAUGGUCAACAAAGUACAUGCAUAUUUUGAUUCUGUCAGGUUCGACAUGAAGACUCAUUCGAGUGGAUAGAGAAGGCCACACGAAUCAAAGGUCUGACCACAGACAUCAGGGGGCUUAACCCACACAUUGAUUACGCUUUCAGGGUGCGGGCUGUCAAUGAUUUUGGAUGGAGCGAGUCAACACUUCCUGUCUUCCUUCACAGACCACAGGGUACGCAUAUAACGAAACUCAAUGGAAAUGAUGUUGAAAAUUAUUAAUUAUUUUAUUGCUGUUCUGGAAUAAAUUUUGAAAUUUUAAUAAAGGCUGCUUUGAAUGAAAUCCUAAUAUGAAUUUGAGUAUAUUUUGAGAACAAAUAAUAAUAAAUCGGCAUAAUUAUUAUUAUUUAACAUAAAACAUUUUAGUGUACAAUUUUUGGACUCCAGGGAGUCACCAACUUUUAAUGAAUACCGUUUAUAGCAGAUUUAUAAUUAAUUUUAAUUUAUAGUACAUUUUUGCUGUUUACUUAUAAUAAACUUUAUUUUAUUGCUCUAUUUAAUGUCCAUUUAGACCUGAAGGACACUUCCAAUGACUUUGAACAGUAUGAGAUGUAUGGAUCACUCCUUGGAGAUACCUGUAAGUCAACAGCUCUAAACAUUUUUAUUUAUUUUUUGUGGCAUUUUUUCAUACAUUUUUUAGCAUUGCUUACAUUCAUUUGAGAUCAUUGCUUACAUUCAUUUGAGAUCAUUACUUGCAUACAUUUUAGGUGCAAUCAAAUAUUUUAUUGCACACUUUAUUUCCACUUAAAGCCCCACCAAAGAUGCCCAUCGACACACCCAGAAUGGGGCUUGUCCAGGGCACCACCAUGAAGCUCUCGUGGACGCCGGCUCGUAUCCCUCUGUAUGCCCGCAAGACUCCAAUCACAUACCUGAUAGAGAAGAGAGAGCCCAGUGACCAAGACUGGACUCCCAUUGCCAGCAGAAUCGAUGACACUGCGUUCACCAUCGGCAACAUUCUACCCGAGCAGGACUACUUGUUCCGAGUCAGGGCGGAGAAUGAGUUCGGUCUCAGCGAUGCCACUUUGCCUGCGGCCCUCACCAGAUCUAAAAGUUAGUUGUUCUUCGUGAAAUAGUGGAAAUUGUUUCUUCAUUUGUCCUGUCGUCUAAGGAAGGCUCUUAGCCGAAACGUUCUUCUUGUAUUGUCCUGUCUUAAUAUUUCAAGCUUCCACAUAUCUUGUUUCACUUUUUCCUUCACACGGCUUGAACACAAUCCUUCAUUUAUUAUCCUUUCUUCUAUGAGACCAGUUUUGUGCAGUUUAUUUAAUGAUUUCAGACAUUACUCGUAAAUAGGGAAUAUCAAAUUAUCAUGUUUGGUCUUGGUGGAGAAAUGAAAGAUUAAUAUUGAAACUGAAAUGCACAUUUUGUCAUUUAAAUUUCAAUAAAUUUGUUUGCCACUCGCAGCUUUCUGUUUUUUUUAUUUUUUAUAUUAAUUCCAUCCAACAUUUUCAUUAUUAAUAACAGUAAUAUGCACUUAAAACUUGUUUUCAACAAAUUAAUUAUUUUUUAAAAUUAGUAAUUGGUAACUCGAGUUCAGGCAAGUGAAUAUUUUCUUGCAUGGUUCAGGACUGAGCCAUAGUUAUCUCAAACCAUUGGCAAUAUUUAAAACUCUUUUUUUUUUAAUGGAAAAUAGCAUCAAUAAUUUGAACAGUCUGUAUAAAACACUAAAAAAAUUUCUCUGCUACUAACUUAUGAGUUCAUUAUGAGGAAAAUAUAUUGAUGCAAGUAUUGAUGUAAGUAUCAUUUUUGUUUUCCUAGUUCCUAAUUUCAUCAGGAGCAGUGCAUCAAGGGAGAGAGAACUUGAUGCAUCCAGCAGCUCCAGCAGACGCUCUUCCUACAGUUACAUUGACUCCAUAUCAACUGGUGGUAAGUCUCUGACUUUAAAUAAACCAAGACUUUUAACAGUGAGAAAAUGUUUUUAAAAAGUAUUUUGAAAGUGAUUUAAUUUUGCAUAUGCAUUGGUGAGGGUUGUGAAAAUAUGUUGCCUCAGAAAGAUCUCAGCAUAAGGGAUAUUUUUUUAAAGAAACCUUUUAUGAGCUCUGUAAUAUUUCUUUGGGGAAUUAUACUGUUAAAUUGGGGAUGAAAUUAUUAGUACUCAGUUAUACCCCUCCCUCUUCCUCCGCCCUCCCUCUUCCUCAUCUCAUGAAUCUUCUUCAGGCUGUUGUUAGGUGUUUAAGAUUUUAUUCACAUGUAAAUGAUUUAAUAACAAAAUAGUCUCCUUAAAUGAUUUAUCUCAUUCAGUUCCACCCAGAGUGCCAGCCGGACGACCGUCCAUCUCCGAUGUCACUGAAACCAGCCUUGUGCUAUCAUGGCCGGCUGGGCGUAUGCCUUCAUACUUGAAGGGCCAGGUUGGAGUUGUUGUUUUUUUUCUCUCUGUAAUUCUGAAUAUCUAUCAGUAAUUUAAUAUUUGUUCAGUGUGCUUAAAAAAUGUAUUUGGCCCUUAACGAGGAGCUUAAAACAACAGUAGGUUGGUUGAGUCAGGAAGACAAGGGACUAGCAUUCACACAGCUGGGUUCAAACCACAGUAAAACCAAAUGUUAACAUCAGUCCUCCCAUCACAUGUGAGGUACAUAAGCUUGCUAUGGGGGAAAACUGGAGAGUCAAGAAAGAUGAAACCUUGUACCACAUUUGACAGAAAUACCAAAAAACAUGAUUUAUUAAAUGUAUGGUUAUUCCCUAUAUUUCUUACCUGUUAAUCUGUUCAGGUCAAGGUCAAGUACAUUGUAGAGUCCAGAGAACCACCAAAUCAUCUGUGGAAAAAACUAGAUGAAAAUGUCCCAACAACCAGUUUCAAAGUUAGUGGACUACGACCUGGUCAGGAUUACAUGUUCAGGUCAGUCUCUAAACUGAGAAUAAUGGUUAGGGAUAAGUUGUUAUGGAUAUGCUGUCAGGGAUACAUGUCACCCACUUGAAUAAUUUGAAUAUUUUAGAGAUAACUAUCAAUAGAUCUAUGUCUGAUAUGAUUUGCCUUAUUUUGAUCAGAGUUCGGGCUUUUAAUGAGGCAGGAAUGAGUGAACCUACUCUUCCAGUGACCCUGACACGUGACAGAGAACCGGAGGUCAAACCCAGAGUUUCCCGCAGCCGAAGUUCUGUGGAGAGGUUCAGCUCAGUGGAGCGGUUUACAUCACGCGAACGCUCACUCUCGACAGACAGGUCGGCAUCCGUGCCCAGAGUUCUGUCCCGGGAGGGCUCUCGAUUACUGGAUGAUGAAACCACACAAGACGCGGCGCGUAAGAAAUACUGAACCGAAAAAAAACUCUUUACGUUCAAUGAAUCUUUUCAUUGACUGAUGUCUUCAUUGUUUUUAAUAUGUCAUAAUUAAGUCAUUUAGAAUACUGUAACAAUGAAUUAAUUUUAUUGUUAAAAAUUGUUAACUGGGCUGGUCUGCUAUGCAAAGGAAAUAAAACAAUAAAUGGUCCCCCUACCCCCAUCCACGCAAAAAGAAACCGUAAGAAACAAAGUGAGUUGAUGAGUACAAAAAAUUUUAAUUUAAAUAAAUUAAUUUCAUUGCUUCAUAGAAUGAAAUUUUGUACCCUCUGUAGUGCAGGAGGUGUGUGUUACUGUACCAUAUAAAAUAGUGCAGGAAGUAUGUGUAAAAAUACUGAGCACUGAAUUUCUUAACCAACUUUUUUCUCUAGCUUCCCCCCCAGAGUUUGUGGAGCCAUCACAGAUUCAACACGGCAUUGACAGCCGUCCUGUGAAGCUGUCACUACAACUCCUGGGAUCUCCCCUGCCUACAGUUGACUGGUACUUCAACAACAAGAAGAUCGUCUAUGGGGAUAAAUAUGAUGGCUACAUAACCCCCUCAGGUAGUUAUACCCUCAGUCAUAUCCAGUGGUGUAGCUAGGGUUAGUGCUGCCAUGAUUUUUGCUGCCUCCCCCACAACCUCAAAAAAAAAAUUAUUUUAAAAAAAAACACUAUGUAACUGGUCAAAUCAGCUCAUUUGUUUUUUUCACUUAUCUUCCAGCAUUGUUUUUCUCAAAGUUAAGACCUUUAGCUUUGCUAUCAUCACUUUUAUAAACUUUGAGAAUAUCUAUUAUUUGCAACUUCUUUUAAUUGCUGCUGUAUAUUCUGUUAAAAUUUUACACAAAAUAACUUCAUGUAAUCAGUUUCAAUCUAUUUCCUUGGCUGCAAGCAUUUAAAAUAAACAAUUUUUGAAACAUAACAAAAUAAUGUCCUCUUCCUUUUAUUCAAACAAAACAGAAUGAAAUAUUUUAGGGUGAGUUUUAUUUUGUGUUUUAAAGGCACUUUUGGGUACACCGAGCCAGACUUUGACAUAAGUGAGUGACAUAUAAAUAAAUAGUUGACUUCAAUGUUAUUUAACUUUUACAUCUAGGUUUGGCUGUGCUGGAGUUUUCUCCCCUGACAUGGGAUGAUGUUGGAGAAUAUAAAUGUGUGGCGGAGAAUGAAGUAGGUCAAAGCUCAUUCACUAUCCUGCUCCAACUGUCUGGUGAGUGGGCAAAGCUUUUAAAAAAUAUAUUUUUAUGAAAUAGUAAGAACAUUGUAUAGGAAAGCAUGAAUUACAACAAUAGACAGAGAGAUUUUGUAGUGAUGUGCACAUAUUAUCAUGAUAUGAUUAUGACAUAUUAUGAUUAUGAAAUAUGAUUAUCCCUUUUUGAAGCAAAUUAUCUGGGAGAGCAAAUUAAGUUUUUAACUAUUCAUAAUUUUAUACAAUUGUCUUUUUUUUUUGAAAAAGAAAAGAUGAAAAAAGAAAAGGUUGAUGGUUGGUCCACAAAUUAACUGAUACUUUUUUUUUUUGUUGUACAGAUCCACCCACGUUUUUAGAGCCAAUCAAAGACUUGCUGGUGGAAUCCAAAGGCAGCGGUCAGUUCUGGUGUAGAGUAGAUGGACUCCCUAACCCAACUGUCAAGUUCCUGAAAGACUGGAAGCCUAUCACAGACACUUCUAGAUUUACAGUAAGUAUAAGAACAUUUUUUGUGUGAAUAGAACAACAUUUUUAAAAAAAUUCUCUAUUACUGGUCAAAGAGAGCUAAUGUUAUUAAAAGUUUAAAAAUCAGAUUUAAAAGUUGGAUAUAUGCUUCACCUGGUGACUUUUUUUUUACUGGUUUAACAUAUGUAAUCUAUCACAAAGGAAACAAAUUUGGUGUAAGCUGCACUUUAUCCUAUAUAAAAACUUGAUUUGUCAUACUUAUUUGUGAACAUUAGUUUGCAAACACUUGUUUGUGAACACUUGUUUGUGAACACUGGCUUGUGAACACUUGUUUGUUUACACUUGUUUGUGAACACUUGUUUGUGAACACUUGUUUGUGAAUACUUGUUUGUGAACACUUGUUUGUGAACACUUGUUUGUGAACACUUGUUUGUGAACACUUGUUUGUAAACACCUUUCUCUUUUCUCUCAGGUGUCUCAGACAGGGGACAAAUGGUUACUUGAAUUUACUUCUGCCAGUCCUGCAGACUCAGGUUGUUAUGUCUGUGUGGCAGAAAACCCGGCAGGAAAGGUGUUUUGUACUGCUAGACUGUCUGUUGAUGGUGAGGCACAAUCUUUGGUAUCACUAACUUUUUUAUACAUAUGUUGUAGCCAUAUUCAAAGAUUCUUUAAGAAAAAUCGUAAACCUCUUGGUUUCAACUUUUCAAAAAAUGCAUGUUAAAAAAAAAACAUGUCUUAGUCUGUGUUGUUACAACCUUUACACAUACACAAAACUGGAACUUUUUUUUUUGUUUUUGUUUUUUGUUUGUUGCUUUUUUUGUAAUGAUAGUAUGAUAUUUAGAUGUUGAUAAUAUUUUUUUAGGAGAAAUUCCAGCUACCAGUGUGUACUACAAGAAAUCUAACAUUGAAGAUGACUACUACAUCCUGGAUGAAUUAGGAAGGUAAGCACUGGGCCAUGUUUGAAAUUUAUUGUUGGGAUCCUCUUGCCCGACCCUUUUAAAUACUUCCUUAUUUUUGGCCACCCUUAUCUAGGGUGACAACAUUACACAUCAUCACUCUGCACUGAGACCAAAUACUGGAAGCAGAAACACCUCAUAAAAUAAAACUGUUCAUCUUUGUUCUUGAUACUGGGCAAGAAUGGCAUUUCAAAUGGCUGACUCUUUCACUUGGCUUUCAUCCGUCUGACCAUCUAGAACUAACCACACUGACCUCUCUCACUCAACACCCGUCUCUGGAACUGACAUCAGUUCCACUGCUGUCUCGGGAACAAAAACAUCAACUCCACUGUGGUCUCUUCAAACACCUUAAACACCGACACCCCUGUUUAUUGUUCUUCACAUUUCAUCCUAUCACAAAUCAACAUAAUAAUACCACCCAGCCUCACAGUCACAGCAAGUCCCCCACAAAACAUUGGUUAUCAUUCCCUGACAAUAGCGCUUGUGUAGUCAUUGGAUCAAUUAAGAGAUGACUUAAGAUGUGUUUACGUUUGCUGUAAUAACUUUUACAGACCAGUAAAUAUGUGUGUACUAAAUGGAAAAAGCAAAAAGCCAAUGCCUCAUUAUUUAUACAUAUAUGUUGAACUCAGUGUCAUGAGAUAAUUUCACAUCAUAGCAUUUGAUGUCCUUUUAAUUUUAUCCAUUAAGAAAUAUGUUGCCCUAAAUGACAAGGUCAAAAGGCAUUCCCAAACUUGAACUGGUUGACUUUAUUAAAGGGAAUAGUGUUCAGGCAGGAUUUGCCCUGUAGGCUUUUGAUAUUCAUAAUCUGAGAUAAUUCUGGCCUAAAGUCCUUUGGACUUGGAUCUAUAUAUAUAUAUAUAUAUAUAUAUAUAUAUAUAUAUAUAUAUAUAUAUAUAAGAGAGAGAGAGAUAGAAAGAGCGUACUAUAUUUAUCUUAGCUUGUAUGGUAUUCCAGGCAAACACUUCUGUUUCUCAGAGGAAUUUGAGGAAGCUCAUCCAUUUAUUUUACUGAUUAAAAUUAUAAAACUAACAGACACCUCAGGACCCCAGGAAUGUUUGAUUUUUAAAAAGAUUUAUAAUUUCAUUCAUUCACAUUUCAGAUUCAUUCAUAGAUAUUAUUCAAAUAGUUUUUUUCUCUUUUAUUUUUGUGGUUUUUUUUUUUUUUUUUUUUUUUUUUUUUUUUUUUUUUUUUUUUUUUUUUUUCUUUUUUUUAAUUUUUUAUUUUUUUUUUUUUUUUUUUUUUUUUUUUUUUUUUUUUUUUUUUUUUUUUUUUUUUUUUUUUUUUUUUUUUUUUUUUUUUUUUUUUUUUUUUUUUUUUUUUUUUUUUUUUUUGUGAUUGAUAGUCUAAUAUACCUUAAGUAAAAUUUUACACAAACAAAGAUUUAUUUGAAACUGACUCUUGAAUUUUUGGAAGAUGUUAUUAUGAUACUUUAAUUUUCAUAAUUUUUGGUGUGAGGAAACUCAAACAAAUUAAUAAUUUUGGAACAUGUUACUAAUAAAUAACUGUGUUCGGCUGAUGUUUGCCAUUGGUUCAGCAUUUGGUUUAACUCAACAUUAGUGAAUAUUUUUUUCAUGAAAGAUAUCUUUUAUCCAUUCAAUAUCCCAGAGGUCGUCACAGCAUUGUACGCCGCGUCAUUGAGAAGUCAAGUGGGGAAGAAUUUGCUGCUAAAUUUACUUUUGUCCGUGGAGAGAGUGAUAAAGAUUUCUUCCGCCAAGAGCUGGAUGCCCUGCUGAGGCAGAAAGGGGAAAAUGUUGUUCAACUCCAUGAUGCAUAUGAAACUCAACGGCAGCUUAUUAUAGUUGAGGAAAUGUAUCCUUACAUUCUGACCUAUGUGUCAUUUGGAAGCCAGCCUUUAAAAUUAAAUGUAAGAGAUGCACUUAUUUUAUGAUGUCAAGCACUCAUCAGCCAAAUUAUAUUGGCAGAGUCUGAAAAGUAUUACAUACAAUUUUUCUGGACAAAGUUGAGUAAGAGAAAUGAGAUAAAAUUGUUAAUAUUCACAUAAAAGUUAAGCUGUAAUGUCAAAAGUAAAACAAGUACCGUAUUUUACGGACUAUAAGACGUUACGAACUAAAAGACGCACCUUAAUUUUUAAGCAAAUUUUUUAAAAAAAAUUUACCUUUUUUUUUUUUAUUAAUUUCGAGUAUAAGACACACCUGAAUUUCGGAGGCAGUUUUUCAAAGAAAAAAGUGUGUCAUGUAGUCCGUAAAAUACGGUAUUUAUAUUUAAUCUAACAUAAAAUAUUUAUUAUUAUAAAAAACAGAGAUUUCUUUUCCUAAAAAUAACUGGUGUCUAUAAAACGAACUGUAUUUGUUUAAAAAUUUUCAAAUGAGACGGAAUUGUCUUAACUUUAAUAAGAGUAAAAGGGGGCAACUUACUGGACCUAGCAUCUGAGGAUGACAGCUGGACAGAGGACAAGGUGGCGAGGAUAAUACGAUCACUGCUCCAGGCUCUAAAAGAUGUCCACAAGACAAAUGUCAUUCACCUGGACAUUGAGGUAGAAAUUCAGAUGUAUUUGAUGUCAGCAGAGUUAAACAUUGCUAGUUUAUUAUUUCAUACAGUUUAAAAGCUCACUCUUUAAUCGUGGCUUUAUUGACAUUUUGUAUGCAUCACUAUUUUCUAUUCUAUAAAUUAUAUAAGUCAGGAGAGAAGCAGUACUAUUUGUUGUGUGGUGAUAACGGCUUCUAUUCAAAGACUUUGGAAUUAAAAUUUAAAUAAAAUUAAGAUUAAUUUCUUUUUUUUUUAAAAUAAUAAUUUAUUUUCAAUUCAGCCAACAAAUCUGAGGUUUAAAACACCUGGCUAUGAAGAUUUGCGCCUGAUUGACUUUGGGUUUGCCAGGAAGGUUCCACUGACAAGUGAUAUUUACUUCAACUAUGGAACGCCAGAGUUUUGCUCCCCUGAGGCGGUUGACAAUGAACCUGUGACUUCCGCUUCUGACAUCUGGGCAGUGGGUGUCAUAACUCAUUUACUGUAAGCUCUCAAAUUUCAUAACUCAUAUAUUUUAAGCCCUAAAAUGGUGUCUUAUUUAAAUUUAUUUUAUAUACAUUUAACGAUCAUACACUCAUAUGACUCAUGACAUUGCUAAUGCUUUGGCACAUAACUCAUUUACUUAUCUUCAGUUUUUUUUUAAUUCAAAGGAUAAAACCCCAAAAUACUAAUUAUGUCUGGGUUUUUCCAACCAUUUUUAAAAAUUAUUUCUGAUUUCAGCCUGACUGGCAUGACACCAUUCAUUGGUGACUCUGUGUCUGAUGUUUUAGCUCAGAUUCAAACCUGCCAGUUAAGCCUUGAUGGCUCUCUCUUCUCAGAGUUUACACCAAGUGCUGCAGACUUUAUCUCCAGGAUUUUGGUCAGGGAUGCAAAGUAAGAUCUCAGCAUGUUACCAAUAAUAACCUGUGUGCUUCAAACUUUGGUUGAGAGUGAAUUAUUUUAAAGCAUCAUACUUGGUAACACGAGACUGUGUUGAUAUUAGUUAAUAUAAAUACAGCAACGUUAGAUUUCAUCUUAUUUUAUAGGAUCUGGGAGGACCUUUGAAAUCUAUUUUUAGACUGCACAAAAAUUACAUACGAUUUUAAGAGCCCUGUUUGGUUCCAACACCCCUCCUCUUCCUUUUCCGCCAUUUACAGCUUGUGGUAGUAAUGAGACUGAGAUAGUAUAUAUAUAUGACUGUCGCUUAUUGUUGUGCGUAUUGAGUGAACUUUGUGACCUCUUUGGCCUGUUUUGUUGUCAUGGUGUAUGACUGGACAUGGUGAGUUGUUUUCAUGAAUCUUUAAACUUAAAGGUGUGAAUAUUGGUUGGAGAAAUAUUACACACACCACAGACAAGUUCGGAUCAUAUUUUCCUGUUACAAAGACUAUUAUGUGUUGAUUGGAAAUAAAACAGGUUACAAAGACUAUUAUGUGUUAAUUGGAAAUAAAACAGGUUACAAAGACUAUUAUGUGUUAAUUGGAAAUAAAACAGGUUACAAAGACUAUUAUGUGUUAAUUGGAAAUAAAACAGGUUACAAAGACUAUUAUGUGUUAAUUGGAAAUAAAACAGGUUACAAAGACUAUUAUGUGUUAAUUGGAAAUAAAACAGGUUACUAGGCAAAAUGGCUAAUGAUGUUUAUUUUUUCCAAAUCAGCUUUUUACACAAAAAGUCAUUUUCUCAAGUCACUUGGUAGACUUUGUAAAUGAGGUCCUCAUUUGUAAAUUAAUUCUUAUUUCAAUAAAUUUUAUUUUAUGCUGAACGCCAGAAACUUUAUUUUGACCAGUGACAGUCUGUGAUAAUGUGAUCUGCACGUACACCAAAAUAUAACUGAUAUCUGCAGAAAAAAGCACCUGGAGAUUGCUAUGUAAAUGUCAGUCAUCCACUUUUGGAAGUGACCUUUUUUUACAUGAGCUUAACUUGAUGAGGGACGAGAGUAGUUAUUGUUUAAAUAAUACUGUAUGCUUAUUUAUUUACUGUUAAGAUAAUGUUUUGCACGAUUUUAAGACAUUAUUGUAUGAUUUAGGGAGUUCGAGUGUAACCAGGUCUGAAAUAUUAAUUAGCCUAAGUUACUUCAUUAAUAAUGGAUUUUUAAUGAUUGCGAAUUUUUUCAUUUAGUCAUUAAAAAUGUAUGGAUUAAAAGAAAAUCCUCUCUUUAAAAAGUGAUGUUAGUAGUAGACAUAUGGUAUUCAUUAAAAAUGGAAACACAUCCUUAUGAUGAAGACUUUUUCUUUAAUGUGUGAACAGGAAUUUCAUCUACAUUUUAAGAAUUAGAAUAAACUUCUCUACCUUCUUCUUAUUUUAUCCUCAAUUCAGGACUCGUCCAUCACUGGAUGCCUGUCUGGCCCACGACUGGCUAAAAGUCGCUGACAAAAAAGAUUCAAAGAAAAUUGAUAACAGUCGCCUGAAACCAUUCCGGGAGAGGACAUUAGCUACAGUAAGUUUCUGGAGUUAGAAUGAAUAGAAAAUUGUGAUAAAUUAUGUCUCCUGUACACUGACACCUUUAUAGGGGUCAAAUGGAAAAAAUCAUUUUGUGUUCAUAAAGAGAUCCUAUACUAAUCAGUUAUAAAAUAUAUAAUCCAUCACAUAUCUGCCAUAAAUAUUAAAUACAUCCAAAUCGGUUCUUUAAAUUAAGGAUGUGCUAAGGCAACUAUCCUCAGGUUUAUCUUUGACAAUUAUGCAUAUUUUGUUAUUACCAGCAAAACUCCAAUGCAGUUAAAACCAUUGCCAAUUUGAAGAGCCUGAAGCGUUUGCUGGAAGGACCAUUCCAACUUCAAGGGCUGCAGCCUACAACUGAUCCACAGACAGGGGAGAUCAUCUUGCCAGAUUCUGAGAGCUACGGUCAGUACCUGGAUGAGGAGUCCUGGUUUGACUGGCAGUUUAGACACCAACAAGGGCCCGAUGCUGACCAGGCUCUGGCUAAGAGUCAAGUACAAAAAACAAGAACAAUUAAAAUUCCUGCGGUCAGUGACCAGUCAGCUAAAGAUGAAGAUUCACAAGACAAGGGCAGGUAAGAUUCAUUAGCUAUUAGUACAAACAUUGCCUUUAAUUGGUAGAAUAGAUAACCAUUAUAGCAUCUAAAUUAUUUUAAAAAAAAAAUUAUUUAAAUGUUUAAAAAAAUAUGUGACCAUCUCGUUCAGCAUUAUAUAACAAUAAUGUAUAGGAACUUAUGUUCAUACAUUUAAAACACAAGGAAUAAGAAAAGUGAACAAUAAUAUCUCUACAGAUAUCUGAUAAAACAUGUCAGAUGAUGGAAACAAUGCUUAAAGAAUGUCAAGAGAAAAUAAGUUAUCUCUGUGCACAGUUUAAAAUAGCUUUUUAGUAUUUAUCGGAGUUAGGCCUAUAAGACUUUAUCUCAUUAACUCUGUCAUGCAGAGUUUCAAAAAUUGAAUGUUUAUAUUUUUAACAAUGGGAUACAGAAAUGAAUUUUCCAUAAAUAAUCAUGUGUUUAAUCGUGUGUUUAAUCAUCAGGGUCUUGGAACUAGAGAGAGGAGAAAUACCCCCACCCAUUGAGAAGGAGCUGGAGUGGUUGGAGGGAGCUGGAGAAAGGAAAGAGUCCCAGGAGCCUGAUGAGGUCAGCCUGGCUUCAAAGAGGUCAUCAGUAGCCUCCAUCUCACCAGAAGGUCAGUCCAGCAUUCGGAACCAGGUGGUCGUUUACCGCUUGUAUUCUGUGGCCAUUUUGUGAGAUGUAGCUAUCUCAUCAUGUGUGCCACGGCACAGCUGUAGUUACCAUCAUGGUAAACAGUGUAUAAGUUGCUUACUGGGUCUGUUUGACAAAAAUUUUAGUCCUCAAGAAAAAACAUGUUCAAGGAAAAAAAUAGUGAGACGAGUUUUUAGGAUAAAAACAGAAUAAAGAAUAUAUUUUAAAUGCCUCACAGUGUGUGUGCAGACUAUAGCAGAAAUCUGUAAAAAUGCAUCAGAUAAUUUACAGAAUAGAAAAUUUAUGUCAAACAGUACCAAUAUUCUCAUAUAGUAUGAUUAUAUAUUCAAGCUGUUGGCUUUCUUUUUGUGUGUUGAAUCCUCCAAUCCUUAACUCACCAGGUCCCAUGUUUGCUGAGAAGCUCCAUGACCUGGCAUUCAGUGUUAAUGACACAGUGAUACUGCGGUGUAAACUUGUGGGGGCCCAUGCCCCAACCGUGGUGUGGUACAGAAAUGAGGAACUUUUAACCGAUGGGAACAGACUGGAGGUAAAUCACUGCGGACAGUUUUACUGACCUUUUGUUUGUUGCUGUAACAUCUCAAUGUCAUUGGAACAAUCGGUCCCAGGUCUCCAUAGGAAUUGUUGAAUAGCCUAAACAAUAAAAAGAAAAUUCAACAGUCAUAAAUUAUGUUCCACAACCUGUAUAAAAUAAUUUUGAUAUUUUAUUUAAUACUGGGUGGGGUACAAAUGGAAUCAUUGCAUGGUCUUUAGUCUUAGUUCAGUAAAUGGUUUUCUCAACAAAUUUUCCACAAAACUAGAUUCUCAUUGGCUGAGAGCUCAUCCAACUUUAUUGCUGAUUGCAGACCUGUUUACCCACAAAGUCUUAAAAUCGUAAAAUAUCAUCACAAAAUCGUUCAAUACAUUAUCUUAAUUUUAAAAAUAAAAAACAUAAAGUAUAUAUAAUGUAUGCACCUCAAAAUCGUAGAUUGUACGCCAAAAUCGUAAGAGUAGACAGGUCUGUGAUUGUCUGAAAUUCCACCAAUGCCUUCACUUCUUUGCUCCUUCAUAGUAAGUUAGCAUAAGAAUAAAUCCAUAGAGUGUACACAAUGUCAUAACCUUGGAUGCUCCUCCGUCUUUCACAGGUUCAUCUUGCCGAUGACGGGGAAGCCAGCCUCACAAUAAAAAAUGCCAAACCUUACGAUGCGGGUGUUUACAAGUGUGUGGGUAGGACCAAAUAUGGGCGUGUGUCCAACAAGAUGAGACUGGAGCUUGGAGGUGUGUGCAGAGUUUGGGUAUUGUUUCAGCUACAACAUUACACGCUUUUCAUUGGUUGACGUUUGGCUGUGAGCAUUGUCACAGAUAUAAAUAUGGGAAUCACUAAUGGGAGACAAGUUUUAUGCUUAAUAUUUCUUGUAUAAUGCAAAGAGUUUUGGGACUGGAGAGGAACUGAACAAUCUGAGUCAAUGAUGGAAUAAUGAUACAAGGAGAGAAGAGAAUAGUAAUUUAGUCAGACUGGUGGAUUUUGUAACAGGAUUUUGUUUAAUACAUCAUCAAGUAAAAGAAGAUUGUUAUGUGGAAGUGCAAUAGGAAUUGAAAUUUGUGUUAUAUAAUUCCAAGUAUCUUGAUAAUUUUGUGAAAUGUAUUUAUUAUUGUGAAUGUCGAUAUUAAAAUCAGUCACUGUUUGAACCACGUCAUCUUGGGUAUUAUUUACUAUGUUCACCAUUAUGUGACAUGGUUUCGAUUUUAUGGUGGCAGCGGUGGUAUUUGAACAAACAUACAUGGCAACCUGCGAGAUCAAAAGCUGUUCAACAGCAUGGAAUAAAGCAUUCUCCCAAUGCAAUGUUAAAGCUUGUUUCAGUGAAGCUCACUGCCUCAUCGGCUUUGUCAGCAUUGAAAAAAUUAUUGCAAUCCUAAAUGUACUCUCAUCCCCCAGAUGUUCCUGGGCGACCUGGUCGGCCAGUGGUCAGUCAAGUGUCAGGCACAGAGGCACUGGUCCUCUGGGAGGCACCAGCUUUAGCUGGUCACUCAGACAUACUAUUUUACAAGGUGGACUACAGACAACAAGGUAACCAAAUGUUACAUAAUCACUCAGAAAAAUUCCUGUCUCUGUAAUUAGAAUGUACUGAAUCCACUAAUCAUUUAUUACAAAUUUUACUUCUUCAACUGAUUAGGACAGUUGAUUCAUGAUAUUAUUUUUCUGCCCAAAAAAGCCAAAAAAAACAUGUAAAUUUAGAUAUGUACAGAAAAGUUACGCUGUGCUCUUCAUGUUUGUUGUUCUAAUUGACCACGAAGACAUUCAUGCCUGGUCCAUUGAUGCUGAUUUCUUGUUCUGUUGGCAGAUAAGGACAGGUGGACAUCAGGGACAUACACCAGUCUGGAGGCGGCCAUUGUAUCAAAUCUCCUGCCAGAAACAAGAUACCGGUUCAGAGUAUCUGCCACCAACAGAUUCGGCACUGGUCACUACAGCUGGGCGUCUGUGGAGAUACAGACAAAGCUCAAAGGUUUGAAUGAAGAUAUGUUAAAGUAGAAAUAAAACAUUUCAAUUUUUAAUGAGCUAUUUUAUUUUAACCAGCCAAGGCAGAAAUAAAACAAUGAUUGAUCCUGGAAAGAUUUUUUUUAAAGAACCCUUGUAAACAAAAUAAAAGCAAUCUGUUCAUUAAGUCGAGAAAAUAACCAAAACAAAUUAUGAAAAUUGUUUCAGGGGACAGCGAAGGCAAUUGUCUAAAAGCUUUUCUUUAAUGUAAAGAGAACUUGAUCAUUUUUUUGCAGGACAUUGGCAUUUUUAUUAAUUACCCUUUUUUUUUUUUUUUAAUCUUUCCCAUCCCCCAAGCCAAAUUGAUUUUUUUUUUUCGAUCCACACCCGACAGAGACAUACAUUUUUUAACUUUAAUGUAAAGAGAACUUGAUCAUUUUUUUGCAGGACAUUGGCAUUUUUAUUAAUUACCCUUUUUUUUUUUUUUUCAUCUUCCCCAUCCCCCAAGCCAAAUUGAUAUUUUUUUUCAGAUCCACACCUGACAGAGACAUACAUUUUUUAAGCUGCCACAUAGAUUUUUACUUUUUGCAUUUGAGAUACUGUUUGGCCGUGGUUACAAACCUGUGCUACUAGCACUUCUCAGGGGCUCCCCGGCCGCACCAAGAAAUUCUUAAACAGUGUUAACUUGUAAGACAUUGGUUGGGGCUAAGGGACUCCCCCAUUGAAAAUGAUUCUGAAAAAGGCUCUGCAAGUCCAAAAGGUUGGGAACCACUGGUGUAUCAGGAUGAUGAAAAAAUCCUAUUUUGAUCCCAAACCAAAUUGGCUGCUGUUAACUCUCCUCAGUUUGCUGAAAUUGUUUACCUAUGUUUUUUAACAACACCAAUAAAAACUGACUUGUGACAUAUCAUUCAGAAUUGAUAUAAUGUUGCUCAUACUUCUGUCAACUUAAACAAUAUUUUGUCAUAUUAAUCUGUAAUUAUUACAUGCAUUAUCUGCUCUUUGUUUAUCAGAAGCUUUGCCCAUAACCUCGGAUGAAUUUUUCGAUGUGACAAAACUGCGCGCCGUGCAAGUCACGACCACACCCAUCCCACCGCCCGAGACCGAACCUCCAACGCAAGAGGAAACCAAGCCUGUCGUUCAAACAACUAAUCCUGAUUCCGUGUACAAUAUUGGUGAACUCCUGUACAAGUGAGUUGAUAUGGAUGAGCCCAUUUUUUAAAAUAUUUUUAAAAAUAACUUAAGCAUGUUGUGUUUUGCCUUCAUAUUUAAACAUUCAUGCUCCUAUUUUCCUUUUAUUAUUUUUUUUGUACAAUUUACAUUUUUCUUUUUCCGUCCUUCCUAUUUACACCUUUCCUGGUGAAAUUCCCCUAUCUAAAUUUUCCUACUUACAACUUAUAUACUGUUGUAUUUUAAAAUCUGUUUAAUUUUUUUCCACAUUUAAUUAUUUCUGUUCCAGAGGCAAGUUUUAUGAAGAGAAGAGACUGACCCUGCCAUCUGAUGGGGACAAGCCUUUCAUCCUGAGGACAGUUCCGCAAAAAUCUGGCCUGGAGGAGUUUGAGUUGCUGAAGUCAAUACGACACGAACGUCUGGUGAACCUGCACUCAGCAUUCAAUGUCGGGGAGGUUAUCCAUCUCGUCUUGGAGCAUACAGAGGGUGAGCACAUUGCCCGCCACUUGUCACAGAGAAGAAAGUACACAGAGGACAGCGCUG